CGUACUAAAUCGAUUGUCUGCAAAAUGGCGAGAACACAGAAGAUGCGGCGGCUUGGUGGAUGGUUCAGGUCGAGGGUAAGCAAGUUGAUGACCAUUUGCUUCAGUGGAGUUGCACUGUUCUCUGCCGGACAGGCUGUUGCAGAGAAACUCCGUGAAGGAAUUCUGAAUCGGCGGUUAGAAGAGGGAGGAACUCUAACCAUGAGUGAGCCACAAUUUGACAAUGGUGUCGCAACUUGUUCGUUGUCGGCAGCAGCAGCGACUUCGGAUGUCCAAUCUGCAGCUGCUGCGUUGACGUUGUCUAAAGACAUGCUCAGCGUCGAACUACAAUGUUCUGGUGCUAAAAACAUUGCGGUGCCAAAAGAUUUGACAAAUGUCUGUAAGCCAAAGGACGCCGCUACCACUACCAAGCAUAGAACUGCAGAGAAGUGCAAGUUCGGGAAAUCCGCGCAGUCGCCUGAAGGAGAUGAAAUCGCGCUCCAUACACUUCUUGGGGCUGGAGAACGUGUGAAGUGGAUACAGAAGACACAAGCAAAGACUGGCGACGACGGCCAAACAUGGUCGCUUACCUUAACUGAGGAGGAUCUCCCUUUGAAAGACACGCCCUUCUUCGUCGGCUGUCAAAGUGAGGACAGUGUCGCGAAAUCUGCCAGUAAUGACUCGUGCAAAGUGCCUGUACACGUGGAAGCGAGGCCGUCUGCUGUAGCAGAUAACGUUGCCACCUGCGCUUACGGCCAGAAGAGCAAUGGGCAGGCACUGGAGGUCGAGGUCACAGCAGAAAAAAACUUUGUGACAGUCGAGUGUGGCAGUGUCGGCGCUCCGAUGACUGGAAUCACCACAGCGGAGUACUGCGCACCUGAAGAAGCAAAUUUGGAUACUUGCACGGCGAAAAAGUACAUCGAUGUUCUGCCAAUGUUUGAGGAGAGUUGGGUGAAGCAGAACGAUGCAAAAUCAUCUCUCACUCUGACAAUCCCGGAAAACGGAUUUCCAGCGGAGGACCAGAAGCUCCGACUACUGUGUGUUCCUAAGAAAACUGCGGAAAACCCGAGUCGCAGUAACGCUGCUGACAAAACGUUCGGUGAAGCAACAACGAACUGCAAUGUCUUUGUGACAGUCAAAGCAGCGAACUCCGCGACAUCUGCAACAUCCACUCUGCAAGUCAUGGCUGCUGCCUCCGGUGCAGUCGCUGUGACAGGAAUUAUCGUUAGUUCCCUCUAGAUGGAGUCGGUGUGCCGGGGUUCUGGGCCGAUUUUUGACUUUCCAUUUGCCAGAUGCUGCUGCCUACUGGAGUGACUUUGAAGCGAUAGUUCUUCCUGGAUUUCCUUCGCCAAAAAUAACUCGUUAGUGUUAUGUGUGAUGGUGUGUCAAAGCCCGUAUGUGGCACAUGUGCGGACACGACUUCCGCUUACGUGGAAAUGUUUUCCAAGCGAUUU
Messenger RNA from Toxoplasma gondii ME49, 1430 nucleotides. It is a transcript of the gene SRS19C, whose product is annotated as SAG-related sequence SRS19C. Lineage: Eukaryota; Apicomplexa; Conoidasida; Eucoccidiorida; Sarcocystidae. Bases 25 to 1215 code for a protein of 396 amino acids. The record is from RefSeq and is a predicted model, not a curated record. Gene Ontology annotation, cellular component: membrane. The transcript has a single exon.